This is a messenger RNA of Rotaria sp. Silwood2, 2097 nucleotides long. NCBI's taxonomy places the organism in Eukaryota, Metazoa, Rotifera, Eurotatoria, Philodinida, Philodinidae. The record is from the annotation of a GenBank genome assembly.
AUGCAUAAUAGUAAACAAACUGAUCACGAAGUUUCUGAUAAUGAUUUACAAAAACCAAAUAUUUAUAAUCAAUAUUUGCCAUAUUAUGAAUCAAUUAAACGACAAAGCUUAGAGUCAUUUGAAGAAAUCUGUGAAAAUCUUUCACGUCUUAUUCAAUCACAAGAAUUACAACCUGGUUUUCCACUUUGGUCAUCUAAACUACAAAAUUUUAUUUCACUUUAUGGUUUUUCUUUUACUAAAAGCAAUCAUAUAAAAUUAAUCAAUUUUUAUUUAUCAAUUCUUUCCAUUACAAAUUUAAAUUAUGUCAAUGCAAAAAUGUGUUUUGAUAUGUUGACUCAGCUUACACGGAGAACACGUAUGAUUACAAGAAAUGAUCUUAUUAUCGAUUGGAGAAUACUUUAUGUAUGGGCAAAACUUGUUCUUUUCAAUCAUGAUCAAUCUUAUUCACUUGUUUCUAUUUCCAAACAUAUUGUAAAUUCAUUGUUAUUGUGUGUACGUAAUUGUCGUCCUUAUUUUUCAGUAACAGCUACUCAAGAAAUUCUUGAUGAAUUUCAACCAUGUUUGUGUCCAUUCGAUACAGUCUGUAGAGAUGUUAUGAGUUAUUUGGAUAUGUUUUUACCUGUUCAUUUACCACCUGAAUUACAUCAUCAAGGAUUCAAAUUGUGGUUGUCAGAGUUUUUAGAUAUUUGGGAAACUGUUUAUAAUAAUGCAGUAUGGGAACAAAGUUUAAUUAGUUUAUUUUCUUUUGUUGCUUGGUGUAAUAUUGGAUAUAUUGAUUGGGAACCAUGGCUUGCACGUAUUUUUACAAGAAUAUUAAAAAAUCUUUCACUUCCAGUUGGUAAUGUUGAAUUAGAAAAACCAACAGAAAAGUAUUCUAUACCAAUUGUUGCUACAUGGAUUGUUGCUAUGAUGGGAAAUCAUAGUUCGUGUAUUCAAUAUUUACAAGAUUUAUUAAUUUCAAUAAAAAAUUUUUAUCACCCUUCAAAUACAGGAGACUUUCAGACAGAACUUCUUAGUUUUCUUUCAAUGCUUGCACAAGCAUUUGUUGAUCGAGUUUAUUUUGAACGUACAACUGAUCCAGUUUGGUAUUUUAAUCCACCAGAAUCUCAUCGACUUCACGACGAAGAUAUUACGAAUUUUGUUAAUUGUCUGAAAGAAUGUUCAUUUAUAUCUAUAUUCAACAAAUAUCAUCUUGACUUAGCAGCCGAAACAUGUCAUUAUCUUUCUCAACUUCGACCAGAACUCAUUGUUCCAUCAUUAGUUGAAUUACUUUUUUCUUCGAUUGAUAACAUGACUGAACCACAUCGUUUUACAUCAAUAAUUACUUGUCUAGCUGGUAUAACUGGUCAAAUUGUUCGUCAGACAUUGGACUUUCCUCAAGGUCAAACGUUUGUUUUACCAUUAUUAAUAUCGGUUUUACCUGGUAUUGAUGCAAAUGAUUUUAAAAAAACUUCAGUUACAUUUCAAUUUCUCAAUUCUAUUUUAAUGCUUAUCACAUGUGUUGAUUGUUCAUCUGCAGUUAAUACAAGAAAUGAUCUUACCGAAAUUGAAAAAGAAGUUUGUUUAUCAACAGCAAAAUUUGAAGAUUUUAUUAGUGAACUUCUUAAUCGAAUAUUUCAAAUGAUUGAUACAUUAUCAACAGAAAUAUCUGAUGCUUUAAUAAUAACAAUAGAUUCAAAAAUGGAAGAUCAUCAAAUUGGUUUAGAAUUAACAUCCGUCAUUUCAUGUAUUGUUCAACAAUGUAGUAAAAAAAUUUUUCAUAUGAUUCGUGGAAAGAUAACAAAUUUUCUUGCAACAUAUUGUUAUUCUCCUAAAACAAGUAAACUUCUUACGGGUCUCAUUCAAGCUAUGUUAAAAAGUCAUCCAGUUGAAACAUUAAAUUAUCUUUUACCGCAAACAUAUGAACAUAUUGAAAAAAUUCUUAGUCAAUCCGAUAUGAUUAUUUUAAAUGAUCAUAAAGGUGAUUCAGAAUUAACAUGGCGUUUGAUACUGUUCUCUGAACUUGCUUGUGCUCGUGUAGGUAGUCAAAAGGACUCGAAAGGUAAAAAUCCGAACUUGAUAGCUAUUAAUAUUGGUGAUUUAUUAGGAAAAUACUGA